GUGGGAGUUUCUCUUGUUUCUUGGCGUUAAAGAAAGAUCAGCAGCAUCUCUAUCACCGCCGGACCUCAGCGAUAAGGGAGUUUUAUAAGGUGAGUGAGAUAUGGUCCAUUGCUGAUGGCUCAGUCUGAGCUGUUCGUGACGAGAGCUUCCCCUGUGGAGGCGAGGCCCGUGGAGCUAGAUGUUCUGGGGUUCCUGCAACGUUUUGGGGAUGAAAACAGCACAGCUGAGAGAUGCUACCGCUCGCACUCCCACAGCAGCGUCCUCCAGGGUCUGCCAUUUGGUGGGGUUCCCACGGUCCUCGUCAUCAAUGUCGUAAUCUGGAUGUUUUUACUGCUGAUCUUCUCAUGUCUGAGGAAAGCUGCUUGGGACUACGGCCGCCUGGCUCUGCUGAUGGAGAAUGACAGUCUCACAUCCCUGUUUUAUGGAGAACCAAGUGAGAAAGAGAAGUCGCCUUCAGAAUCCAGUCCCUCUGACUCUGAGACCAAGGACAUGGGCUUCUGCUCAUGGCUGUCAUCGCUUUACCAUAUGAAGGAUGAGGAGAUCCGAAGUAAAUGUGGCAUUGAUGCCGUGACAUAUUUGUCCUUCCAGCGCCACAUCAUCCUGCUCAUGACAGUGGUUACCCUGCUGUCCUUGGCUGUAAUCCUGCCGGUCAACAUUUCCGGGAACCUCCUGGGAGACAGUCCCGAAAACUUUGGAAGAACAACCCUGGCGAAUGUUAGUGCAAAGGACAGCUUUCUGUGGCUGCACAGCGUCUUGGCUCUGGUUUACUUCAUUAUCACGUUGCUGUGUAUGGCUCACCAUUCGCUGCAGCUGGAAUACAGAGAAGAUGAGAAGGUGGCUCGGACACUGAUGAUUACCUCCGUACCCAAGGAGAUCUCUGACCCAGGACUCAUCACCAAACAUUUCCAUGAGGCCUACCCAAGCUGCACUGUCACCGACAUCCGGUUCUGCUUUGACGUCCACAAGCUAAUGAGGCUGGACUUGGAGAGGCGCAAGGCAAUGAAAGGCAGGCUGUAUUUUGCCACAAAGGCCCAGAAGGAGGGAAAAAUCAUGAUCAAGACUCAUCCGUGUGCUCAGAUCUUCUGCUGUGACGUCUGCGGCUUUGAAAAGGUGGAUGCAGAGCAAUACUACAGUGAAUUAGAAGAGAAGCGGACAGAUGAGUUUAAUGCUGAGAAGAACCGCAUCACCAUGAAGAGGUUGGGCAUCGCCUUUGUGACCUUUCGCGAUGAGCGGAUGACUGCUGUCAUCGUGAAGGACUACGGUCGCGUGAACUGUCGUCGCAGGCCCCAGCAGUCCAGCAUCAGCACCGUGGUGCAGUCGCACAAAUGGGACGUCAGCUACGCACCUGCUCCAAGUGAUAUUAUAUGGGAAAACCUGUCAGUGUGUGGAUCUCGGUGGUGGCUCCGCUGCGUCCUCCUCAACAUCCUCCUCUUCCUGCUGCUCUUCUUCUUCACCACUCCUGCCAUCAUCGUCAACACCAUGGACAAGUUCAACGUCACAAGGCCCGUGGAGAGUCUGAGGAGCCCAGUGGUUACAGAGUUCUUCCCGACCCUUCUGCUGUGGGCGUUUUCAGUGCUCCUGCCCUUUGUUGUCUACUACUCCGCCUUCUUUGAGUCCCACUGGACCAGAUCUGGUGAGAAUCAAGUGACGAUGCACAAGUGUUUUUUCUUGCUGGUCUUCAUGGUCAUCAUCCUGCCUUCACUUGGUCUGUCCAGCCUUGACCUCUUGUUCACCUGGCUCUUUGAUGUCAACUUCCUGGAAGAGAAGGAUUUAAAAUUUCAGUGUGUGUUUCUUCCUGACAACGGCGCAUUUUUUGUAAACUACGUAAUUACAUCCAGUUUGAUUGGCACGGCUAUGGAAUUGCUACGUAUCCCUGCACUGACGGUGUACGCACUGCGCCUCUGCUUUGCAAAAUCCCAAGCUGAGCGGAUUCAUGUCAAACGGAGUCAAGCUUAUGAGUUCCAGUUUGGCCUUGAGUACGCCUGGACCAUGUGUAUCUUUGCUGUCAGUAUGACCUACAGCAUCACGUGUCCCAUCAUUACACCCUUUGGUCUGCUCUACGCGAUCCUGAAGCACAUGGUCGAUCGAUACAACAUCUACUAUGCUUAUGUUCCCACCAAACUCAACCAGCGAAUCCACAGAGCAGCCAUUAGCCAGGUCAUUGUAGCUCCCAUUCUCUGCAUGUUCUGGUUGCUCUUCUUCUCCGUGCUCCGAUUAGGUCCAAUGCAUCCGAUCACCCUCUUCACUUUAGUGUCCCACAUCUUCUGCAUUGUCUGUUACCUCCUCCGCUUGUGCCUUAGGAAGCAACCAGACAAGUCAACAAGCUACCAGAUGUCUGAUCAGCCAGACGGGACGCUCACUGAUGCAGACAGGAGUACCGUAACAUCCACCACCGCCUCCAGUCUUUUUGUGGCAUCUGUGUUGCUGGAGCCAGAGCUGGCUUUGACUCCGAUGCCCUCCCCAGCCCACCACAGCUAUGGCGCCAUGGCCAGCUCUCAGAGUUCAAACCGUGGGCCAGCAGAGGAAGAAGAAGGAGAGGGGGAACACACCCAGACCCGUGAGACUGAGCUCCAAGACCCACCAGACCUCUAUUGCUCCACCACGCUCAUGGACAGCUCCAUGGGCUACCAGUAACACCAAAUCUCCACCCAAAACUGACUUCUACGUGUCCUUCAGCUGAAGAACACAGAUUACUAAAUGCCGCAAUGCUGCGUUUUCGCCACUGACCUCAGACUCCAACUACGCUGCUGCCUCAGACUCUGAGACUAGACUGUGCUUGCUAGUAAGGCUGAAGAGCCUGAAGAGUAACGGAGCCUGAGAAUACAGGAGCUAAAUGCUCUUAAACAUCACAGUUGCAGAAGAAAGCCAUUUGCCUAAACAAUCUGCCGAACCCAUCAGACACAGCUCAACAGAACAUAACACCAAGCUAAAUGUACAGAUUCUUUUAGCUAAAUGAUCAGAUGCUGAUACGUACUCUGUCUUCUUCUAUGGCUUAAUUUGCAAAUUAAAAAGGUUACAAGUGAUGCAGACUGUAAUAGAAAUGCAUUAUGGUUUCAGUCAGAGAUACUCUAUCCAUGCUGUGUCGCUUGGAAAUGAGUGGAGGCGAAAGUUCCCAUCAGAGUGGGUGGUGUGAACAGGCUUGCCCCGACAGACUGACAGAGGGGUUUGGGCAUAGGUGAUAUCUGGUUCCUCUGUAGCAGAGCUCGGCAGGGCUGAGGGUGAGGGCAGCUAGUUGUGAAGCCAUCUGCAGUGAGACAGCAGACAGACGGACGGAGGGCCAAAUGUAACUCAGAGAUGUACCGUAAUAUAUGUACGCUCUAAACGGAGGCACAAACAGCUUGACUCAACCUGAAGCUUGUAACUAUUAUCAAUAUAAGGUUGAUAUUUUUGCUACAGUAUUUUUGGUGUCAUUGAUAUUGUGCUUUGGGUUGGGGGCGGGAGGAAUCGAGGAUGUACAAUGAUUUGCAGAGAUGUCUCAUCUUAAUCAAAACCUUACCUAAUUAUGUUUCGACUGUACAUAUGGUCAAAGUGGAAUAGCUUGAGCUUUUUGGAAAUCUGCUAUCUAUUUUCUUGCUCACAGUUUGGUAAGAAAAUAAAGCAUGUAGCCUGUUAGCUUAGCUUAGCACAGGUUGGAACUAAUGACCACUGAUUGUGCACUAAUUUUCUGGUAGGCGUAGCGAGAUACUCUGAGGGCAUUAUAUAGGGUAUAGUUUGGAAAGUACUUUUAAACGUCAAACUCACUUUACUGUUAGCAUUGUUACGUCUUUGUGUAACGUUACUGAAACUUGGGGACUCGAAACAUGGAGAAAGGGCUAGCCUACAGGCAGAACCAGUAACUUUGUGGGGUGUUGAUGCCAAGAAUCUUGUCUUCACUUGUAGACACACGGGCACCCUGGUAAGUAGUUAUUUCUAUAAUACUUUUUUUCAAGUCCACCUAAAGAAUGCACGUGCAGUAGGUGCACUGUAGAGUAGCGUCUGGAUUAGUCUACACAGAAAAUAGGCAGGCACUUGGUUUUCUUUACAAAACCUGUAGUUUACCUUCUGAAAUUUAGAUCUCUUGGCCCCAGGGAGACAUUUGUAUACACUGGUUAGGUACAGAGUCAUGGCAAAAACAAACUAAAUGUCUUUCAGUUCUGAGGUUUUAUUUAUCAGGACAUAAUAAAAAAGUUGUGUCUUUAUAAGGUAACAAAAUUGGAUAAAUACAACCGGGGAUGAACAACACAUGACAUAUUACAACAAGUCAUUAUUUAUUUAAAAAAAAUCUAAGCCAAAAAUGCAGAAGCAGUCCUCUGGAAAACUAAAUCCAUGUCAUGAUUCAGUAGCUUGUAGGAGCCCAGUCAUUCUUUUCUGUGUGAAUAAUGGACUUUAAAUUGCUUGGAAAAACUUCUAACGUUUCCCAGAUUGACGGGCAGCAAUAGUUCUUUCUCAAAAGUCAUUGCUGAUGCCUUUCCUCCUUGGCAUUGCAUUAGCACACAUCUGAAUGCUCCAGACCAGCAAACUGUCAAAAUCUCUGCUUUUACCGAGUUGGUCAGACUUACUGACGAUCAGUUAAUCAAGUGCAUUGAUUAGCAAGACCUGACUGCUACUUUCUCUUUUAAUUCCUAAGGAAGCAGUAAGGGUGUACUUUCUUACACUGCUUCUGCAUUUUGGCAUUGCUUAUGUUAAUCAGUAACGACUGAGUGUAAUAUGCCAUGUGUUGUAGAUCAUUUAAGGUUUUCACCAUGACCGUAUAGCAUUGUGCAUAGCUAGCAGUCUGUUCGUUUAACCCAUAACAAAAUUACAAUAUCUUUGGCUUAGCAUACAGACCUGAAAGGAGGGGAAACAGCUAGUUUCUGGUUUUAAACCAGAGACUGGUUUAAAAGUAGCAGAGACUUUGCUUUAUGGUGUGUUGCUGCUAAGCUAAGCUAACUUGCUAUGGUACUAAUAUAUACAUCAAAGUGCAGGCAAGAAAGUGUUUUGUAAAAUGUGAAGCUGUUCCUUUAAGUUGUGAAGAAAUGGAGUAUAAUAGAAGCGCAUCCUAAAAUUACAUUAUUUUCCAAAUAUGCCAUGGAGUCUGUUUUGUGCCACUGCAGGAGAACAACAUGGAAAUCUCCAGAAGAAGUUUUUCGGUUUUGCUAAGUUUGCUAAACUCAAAAGCUUUUAUAAAAUUUUCCAGUUUUUUUGGUGUUGGUCAAAUAGGUCACUGCUGAAAUUAGGUUUUGUUAUGUUGCAAAGACAAACAGUAAAAUAAAGCACUAUCAUGCUGUUUUCAGUUGACAUAUGCUAUGUAACACGUCACUGCAUGUUAAUUACAUAUGUGCUAAACUUCAUGUUUUUUGUGUCAAUCUGUUGGUUUUUUUUGGUCUUUUUGUUUUUCUUUUAAAUCCUCUUUACAGCGGGUAAAAGAUUUUCUCAUGUGACUGAAUGUUAAUUUCUUACUAAUGUCUUUUGCUGUGCCUUGGAAAAAAAAAACGCCCUUAUUGUGUGACAAUCCAGCAUGGCCUGAAAUAUGCUGCAUGGACGAAACAACCAAGAGAUAAAAAUCGUAACAAACCCAAAACUCAAUUUUUUAACAGCCAGUGCGUCCUUCAUUCAGAAUAAAACAAACAUACAAUGUGAGCUUAUUCUACUAAGAUAUUAACAGUCAAUCUGCACACGAAGUCCUCUACCUUUAUCUUUAUCUAGAGCUUUUGAAUAUAUCACACGAUCUUCAUCAGCAUAUUAACUGGCUCAGCUGUCAUCCAUUCAUUCAAAGCUUACACCAUCCUGCGUACUCGUGGGACAGGAAGUCCUAAAGACGAACAGAUCACUGACCAGUGCGCAAACCUCAUCUGUUCUUGAAGACCAAGUGAUGGGAUCAAAAGCUGUAGAAUAGGAAAGCAAGUGAAUGUCAUAAAAAUGGUUGAUUGCGAGGUUAAGAAUGAGCGCGUGGCUUGUAGUUGUAUCAAUAUUUUGUAUUGUGUACUUGUUUGUGCCUUGUCACUGAUUUCAAUCAAGCCCUUUUUAUUCCUCGGUUACCUUAUUUUUGGAUCAUACGUAUGUAUGACGGGGUUCUCUAAAUGUUUGUCUUUGAUUAACAGUGACUGCUAUGGGUUAGGUAGCUCCUUGUUGUUAAGUAGAGUAAGUUAUAAUCGGUUUUCUGUUCUGUCUGAGAGAGUGUAUCAUGAUAUACUUAUAGUCAUGCUUUAUAUAACAUUAAUGGCACGUUUUGUUAUAAAGUGACAUGUAUUUUGCUCGUUUUACAGGGACUCUAAUUGUAGUAGCUUAUGCUGUAUAAAGUAGAUGAAAGCUAGCAGCAGAGCGCAGAUGAAGUGGCCACUGCAGAGGAUCAUGAAGUUUAAAAAAACAGAACAUCAAAGAGCAUCUCAAAAUUUCAGUCUCCAAACUGCAAACAUGUCCCAUGGCUUUCUCUUCCAGAAGCUCGUUUCACAGAUCAUUAAAUGUGCUUUCCUUUGAAAAAUACAAAAUAAAAACUAAUAGGGUAUUCUUAGCUCUAAUGGCCAUGCGAAGAGGGAUUGUCCGUUCCCAUGCUUUACUAGUUUUAUUGCAUCCGGACAUGUCUGUUCAUGUGCAGUCAGCUUGGCCAACCGAGGUCUAUUGGGUUUCCAGACGUGCCCGAUGCUUUUUGCUCUUCGUUUAUAAAAUAUGUGUAUCAUAAGUACAUUAUUUCAGAUUUUAUUCUGCUGUAAAAGUGGGCUGCUAUUAUCUCCAAGAAGUCUGAGGUUUAGGGACAGGCUGUGUUCAAGAUUGAUCUCUGUCAGGCUAAUGAGUUUUCAUCUGUUAUAAGUGAAGUGCUGUGAUCUGAGAUUAAAAUGAAUUCAGCUCAAUCCA
Messenger RNA from Pundamilia nyererei, 6810 nucleotides. RefSeq names its product transmembrane protein 63C (gene tmem63c). The record is from RefSeq and is a predicted model, not a curated record. Gene Ontology annotation, cellular component: plasma membrane. The transcript has 23 exons. Gene Ontology annotation, molecular function: calcium-activated cation channel activity. The coding region runs from base 115 to 2634 and encodes 839 amino acids. NCBI's taxonomy places the organism in Eukaryota, Metazoa, Chordata, Actinopteri, Cichliformes, Cichlidae.